Molecule: messenger RNA, 1364 nt
Organism: Toxorhynchites rutilus septentrionalis
Lineage: Eukaryota; Metazoa; Arthropoda; Insecta; Diptera; Culicidae
Gene: mago
Product: protein mago nashi
Exons: 3
Coding region: 765-1223 (152 amino acids)
Biological process (GO): RNA splicing
Cellular component (GO): nucleus; exon-exon junction complex; catalytic step 2 spliceosome
Source: RefSeq, a predicted model, not a curated record
AUACGUAGUGAUAAAGUGAAAGCAGUUUUUCUUCAGGAACCGUUUAUUUAUUGCGUUGACAUACAAUACAGACUCGAAUAAGAGUACCUUCAUUGAGACUAGCAUGCUCAAAUGCAGUUGUAAAUUAACACACAUUGAAUGAAAAUUAAUUUGAAAUGUUGUUUGCAUGGUCAGAUUACAUAGUCCGGAUCCGUGUACAAUCAUCACUAGAAGAACUCCUAAAUCUUUUCACCAGAACCUUUGAAAAGUGGACCUCAUAAGUUGAACGAAUUGCCUUUACAAUAAGGAAAUUGCUUUUGUUAGUAAUACUGAAAAAUAUGAUCAUAACGCUGAAUCACACUGUCGCUCGAAUUGUAUAGUCGUUCCAGAUUAUAAAUUAAGAUAUUGGCUCAGAAUAGUGUAACUUUUUAUCAAAAACAGAUGAAACCUGAUACCUCGAAUAACUUUAACGACUCAGGAUGGAGAUUGAGCCAUUGAUAAACAACCGUACCUGAAAUCUUCAUAUCAUCGCGUUGCAUUUCAUUCCACCAGUAUACCGUUCGCGAACGAUUUGCCCAUCUCCAUUGCAUACCGGUCUGCGAUUUUAUCACUGUUUACGGCACGACAUUUAUGGUUUGUUGCAGCACAGAUUCCAACUGUCAACACGAAGUGUCAGAGCGCCUAGAGAAAGUUUUCGCAUCGGUAGGAGAAAGCAUCCUUACGCCGGAAUCAUUUUGAUUUCUAGUCUAUAUAGUGCAAAUUUGUUCUAUUUCUCACGGAAUCUGAUGCCGCAAAUGGCUUCAAAUACAGAGGAUUUCUACCUACGCUACUACGUCGGUCACAAGGGGAAGUUUGGUCAUGAAUUUCUAGAGUUCGAGUUCCGUCCUGAUGGCAAGCUGCGGUAUGCCAACAAUUCCAACUAUAAAAAUGACACCAUGAUCCGCAAGGAGGCAUACGUGCAUCAGUCUGUGAUGGAGGAGUUGAAGCGUAUUAUUGUUGAUUCGGAAAUCAUGCAAGAGGAUGACUCGCUGUGGCCACCACCGGAUCGGGUUGGAAGACAGGAGUUGGAAAUUGUUAUCGGUGAUGAACAUAUUUCCUUUACGACCUCCAAAACGGGUUCACUGGUGGAUGUCAACCAAUCCAAAGACCCCGAAGGCUUGCGGUGUUUCUACUACUUGGUACAGGAUUUGAAGUGCCUCGUUUUCUCGCUGAUCGGUUUACAUUUCAAGAUUAAACCAAUCUAAUGGGGCGUUUGUCGUGGGACAGAAGAAACUUCUGUUGUCUUGGAGUUUCGAACAGCAUUAAAUCUGUAAUUCAACAUUGCAUUGUAGAACCAAUUAUCUUAUCUAAUCGGAGCUAACCCAAAUAUAACAUUUGAUAUAAAA